Molecule: messenger RNA, 381 nt
Organism: Pseudozyma flocculosa PF-1
Lineage: Eukaryota; Fungi; Basidiomycota; Ustilaginomycetes; Ustilaginales; Ustilaginaceae
Exons: 3
Coding region: 1-381 (126 amino acids)
Cellular component (GO): cell cortex
Molecular function (GO): actin monomer binding
Source: RefSeq, a predicted model, not a curated record
AUGUCUUGGCAGGGAUACGUCGACACCAACCUCGUCGGAACGGGCAAGAUCACCCAGGCCUCGAUCAUCGGCCUCAAGGGUGGCGUAUGGGCCACCUCGCCCGGCUUUGACGUCACGGCCGACGAGCAAAAAGCCAUCAUCGCCGGCUUCGACGACGCCUCCAGCCUCCAGGCCAGCGGCAUCCGAGCGGGCGGACGCAAGUUCUUCUGCCUCGGCGUCACCCCCAAGACCAUCUACGGAAAGCAGGGCGCCGACGGCUUCGUCGCCGUCAAGACAAACCAGGCCGUGCUCGUGUGCGUCUACAACGCCCCCAUUGUCCCCGGCGACGCCAACAAGGUGGCAGAGGGCCUCGGCGACUACCUCAUCGGCGUCGGGUACUGA